UCACUCCCAUACAUUGUGGCCGGAAGUGACGACACGUGUAUAUGUCACGGUGUGCUUCCGGUAUAACGUGUGUGUUGACCAGCCUUCAGCCUUUUUCUCUUGGCUUUCUGGAAGACUAGCGACUGGCUCAGUGUCCCAGAUUUUUUUUUUUUGCAUUCUCUCUUGCGGCGUCACUCAAACCUCCGAACCCGGUGAACAUGGCAUCUGUUUCGGCUCCAUCCCAGACAUCCUCGGCUGCCUCUGCAGCGCUCCAGAGGGGGAUAGUUAAGAUGGUCCUUUCGGGCUGCGCCAUCAUCGUCCGGGGUCAGCCUCGAGGUGGUCCGCCUCCGGAGCGUCAGAUCAAUCUCAGCAACAUCCGAGCGGGCGCCAUGGCAAGACGAGCCGCUCAGAGCCAGCCCGACACCAAGGACACCCCCGACGAGCCGUGGGCCUUUCAAGCCAGAGAGUUCCUCAGGAAGAAGCUGAUUGGCAAAGAGGUGUGCUUCACUGUGGAGAUCAAGACCGCUCAGGGCCGAGAGUACGGCAUGGUCUACCUGGGGAAAGACAUGAGCGGCGAGAACAUCGCUGAGUCUCUGGUGAACGAGGGCUUCGCCAUGGUGCGCAGGGAAGGAAUUCGAGGGAACAAUCCAGAUCAGGUCCGACUAUGCGAUAUGGAGGACCAGGCCAAAUCGUCCAAGAAAGGCAUGUGGUCCGAAGGCGGUGGCGCACACACCAUCCGGGACAUGAAGUACACCAUCGAGAACCCCCGCAACUUUGUUGACUCCUUGCAUCAAAAGCCCAUCAACGCCAUCAUCGAGCACGUGCGUGACGGUAGCGUUGUCCGUGCCCUGCUACUGCCCGACUACUACCUGGUCACCGUCAUGCUGUCUGGAGUCAAGUGUCCCACGUUUAAGCGGGAAGCCGAAGGCACAGAGACGCCAGAGCCGUUCGCGGCUGAGGCGAAGUUCUUCACAGAGUCCCGUCUGCUGCAGAGAGACGUACAGAUCAUUCUGGAGAGCUGCCCUAACCAGAUCAUACUGGGAACCAUCCAACACCCGAAUGGCAACAUAACAGAGCUCCUGCUAAAGGAAGGCUUUGCCCGCUGUGUGGAUUGGUCCAUGGCCGUCUACACACAAGGAGCUGAGAAACUCCGAGCUGCUGAACGGUCUGCUAAAGAGCGUAAAGUGCGCAUCUGGAAGGACUAUGUUGCACCCACAGCCAAUUUGGACCAGAAGGACAGACAAUUUGUAGCCAAGGUGAUGCAGGUGGUCAACGCCGACGCCAUGGUGGUCAAGUUGAACUCCGGAGAGCACAAGACUAUACACCUGUCUAGCAUCCGGCCCCCCAGGAUCGAAGGAGAGGAGAAGAACAAGGACAAAGACAAGCGAUUCCGUCCGCUCUACGACAUCCCUUACAUGUUCGAAGCCCGCGAAUUCCUCAGGAAGAAGCUCAUCGGGAAAAAGGUCAACGUGACGGUGGACUACAUCAGAGCGGCCAGCGGUCCAGGUGAAAGCACCCCAGCCUUCUCAGAACGCACCUGUGCUACCAUCACCAUAGGUGGCAUUAACAUCGCAGAAGCUCUGGUCAGCAAAGGCCUGGCCACAGUCAUUAGGUACCGACAGGACGACGACCAGCGCUCCUCCCACUACGACGAGCUCCUCGCUGCAGAAGCUCGGGCCAUCAAGAAUGGGAAAGGACUGCACAGCAAGAAGGAGUUUCCUAUUCACAGAGUGGCAGACAUCUCUGGGGAGACGCAGAAAGCCAAGCAGUUCCUGCCCUUCCUGCAGAGGGCUGGACGCUCAGAAGCUAUCGUCGAGUACAUCUUCAGCGGCUCCCGCCUCAAGCUUUAUAUGCCCAAAGAGACCUGCCUCAUCACCUUCCUGCUCGCUGGUAUCGAAUGUCCGCGCAGUUCCAGGAAUACGCCCGGAGGAAUGCAGGUAGCCGAGCCUUUCAGCGAUGAGGCAAUGCUGUUCACCAAAGAGCUGGUGCUGCAAAGGGAGGUGGAGGUGGAAGUGGAGAGCAUGGACAAAGCCGGCAACUUCAUUGGCUGGCUGCAUAUCGAAGGCGUGAACCUGUCCGUGGCGCUGGUGGAGAACGCUCUGUCCAAGGUCCACUUUACGGCUGAGCGCAGCAGCUACUACAAAACGCUGGUGUCGGCGGAGGAGGGCUGUCGGCAGAGAAAGGAGAAGGUUUGGGCGAACUAUGAGGAGAAGCCCAAGGAGGAAGUGGUUCAUGUGACCGAGGAGAAGGAGCGUGUGGCCAGAUACAAGCCAGUUUUCGUGACAGAGAUCGCAGACACGCUGCACUUCUACGCCCAGGACGUGGAGACAGGAGCCCAGCUGGAGAGUCUGAUGGAGACCAUGAGGGCAGAGAUCGCCACCCAGCCCCCUGUGGAAGGAUCCUAUGCCCCACGCCGGGGGGACUACUGCAUAGCCAAGUUUGCUGAUGAUGAAUGGUACAGAGCCAGAGUGGAGAAAGUGGAGUCGCCGACGAAGGUCCACGUCUUCUACAUCGACUACGGCAACAGAGAAAUUGUACCAUCCACCCGUCUGGCUGCCAUCCCACCAGCCUUCAGCACCAGAACUCUUCCAGCACAGGCCACAGAGUACACCUUUGCCUACAUCCAUGUCCCACAAGACGAGGACGCCCGUGCUGACGUGGUGGACUGCGUGGUGCGCGACAUCCACAACACCCAGUGCCAGCUCAAUGUGGAAUACUCGGGUGCCACCUGCCCGCACGUCACAAUACAGUUUGGCGACACCAAGGACGACGUGGGCCUCAGCCUGGUCAAAGAGGGCCUGGUCAUGGUGGACGUGCGCAAGGAGAAGCACCUGCAGAAGAUGGUGACGGAAUACCUGAACAGUCAAGAAUCCGCCAAGAGUGCCAGACUCAACAUUUGGCGCUAUGGAGACUUCCGUGCCGACGACGCAGAUGAAUUUGGCUACAAACGUUAACAAGAUGGAUUGAAUUUAACACCACACACACACACACACACACACACACACACACACACACACACACACACACACACACACACACACACACACACACAUACACACACACACACACACACACACACAAAAGACCAUCCACAGUCAA
This is a messenger RNA of Entelurus aequoreus (snake pipefish), 3078 nucleotides long. It is a transcript of the gene snd1, whose product is annotated as staphylococcal nuclease and tudor domain containing 1. The transcript has 24 exons. The record is from RefSeq and is a predicted model, not a curated record. Gene Ontology annotation, biological process: mRNA catabolic process; regulatory ncRNA-mediated gene silencing. NCBI's taxonomy places the organism in Eukaryota, Metazoa, Chordata, Actinopteri, Syngnathiformes, Syngnathidae. Bases 198 to 2933 code for a protein of 911 amino acids. Gene Ontology annotation, molecular function: nuclease activity; RNA binding. Gene Ontology annotation, cellular component: nucleus; cytosol; RISC complex.